UUCUGUCUUAUUUUUUAACAUGUUGAGUAACGGAGCGUUUGAUGUUAGUUCUUUGGAACAACUUGAAACGUACAUACAAAAUAACAUAAAAUAUAUCGAUUAUUUCGUAGUGUCGUCAAACCUCUUUGAAUGCGCCUUAGAACUUGCUUUGAGAUUAUUUCCCACCUGGAAAAAAGAGGACCUGGAGUUAGAGCAAUGUAAAGAUGGAAUCACCAAUAAACUUAUCAAGUGCACAAAUAAGCCUCUUGGAUUUUCUAUAUUAAUUCGAACCUAUGGUAAUAAAUCGGAAGUUCUAAUAGACAGGAAACAAGAAAUAUAUAAUAUAGUUUCGUUGUCGAGUUUAGAUUUGUCGCCACCUCUUUAUGGACGCUUCAAUAACGGAAUCGUUUACGGUUUUAUAGAAGGGAAAGUGUUUUCUGUUGCUGAUUUAAGUGACCCGUUCAAAUCUUUAUUAGCUGCCAAAAAUUUGGCUAUUUGGCAUGGCACGGAUAUUGCGGGAGAAAAAAAGCCGAAUUUAUUUAUUACCUUAAAGAAAUGGCUUAAAGAAGUAACAAAGUCUUAUGACAACGACGAGAAAUUCCUAAAACAUUUCAAUAUAGAAAAGCUUAAUAAAGAGUUAAUUAGUUUGGAACAGGAAUUGGUAAAAGUUAAUUCCCCCGUUACGUUUUGUCAUAACGAUCUCCUUUAUGCAAACAUUAUUUAUAAUGAAUCUGCAAAAAAAGUUUCAUUCAUUGAUUAUGAAUAUGCAUGUUAUAGCUACCGAGGAUUUGACAUCGGAAACCAUUUUUGUGAAUUUGCUGGAUUUGAAUGUGAUUAUAGUUUGUAUCCUGAUGAGAAAUUUCAAAUGCAAUGGUUGAGACACUAUCUUAAUGCAUUUAAUUCCACUCGCGAUGCUACUGAUGAGGAAAUUUCUAUAUUAUAUCGAGAAGUCAAUAAAUUUGCGUUAGCUUCUCAUUUUUAUUGGGGACUUUGGGGUUUGAUUCAAGCCCAGCUUUCCGAUAUUGAUUUUAAUUAUAUGGAAUAUGCUGUGUUACGGUUUAAAGAGUAUUACAAGCGAAAAGAUGAAUUUUUAUCAUUGUGAUUCAUUACUAUAUAUUACUAUAUGUAGGAUCGGACCAGAAUUAUCUCAAUUUUGUUAUUGAUCAUAUAUUAUAAUUUUGGAAUUUUGGUCAAAAUUCCAAUUCUGGCCUAAUUUAUAAGUAAUAUUUUUAAACUGACAAUAUAGAAAGGCUAAAUAAACAAAUAAAC
Messenger RNA from Rhizophagus irregularis DAOM 181602=DAOM 197198, 1248 nucleotides. RefSeq lists its product as uncharacterized. Gene Ontology annotation, cellular component: cytoplasm. The record is from RefSeq and is a predicted model, not a curated record. Gene Ontology annotation, biological process: phosphatidylethanolamine biosynthetic process. NCBI's taxonomy places the organism in Eukaryota, Fungi, Glomeromycota, Glomeromycetes, Glomerales, Glomeraceae. Gene Ontology annotation, molecular function: ethanolamine kinase activity.